Molecule: messenger RNA, 651 nt
Organism: Onthophagus taurus
Lineage: Eukaryota; Metazoa; Arthropoda; Insecta; Coleoptera; Scarabaeidae
Product: ganglioside GM2 activator-like
Biological process (GO): ganglioside catabolic process; lipid transport
Cellular component (GO): cytoplasmic side of plasma membrane
Molecular function (GO): enzyme activator activity; lipid carrier activity
Source: RefSeq, a predicted model, not a curated record
UGAAAAAACAAAGAGAAAUCGUUCAACUCUUGCCUAAUUCAUAUCUACGCAGAAAAAGAUCUUAAAAUGUUUCAAAUAAUUUUGUUAAUAUUGAUGGUUGUUAGUUGUAGUAAUUCUAAUUAUGUAGGUACCAUGCAAAUCAGAGAUUUCGUUUUAAACAAAUGUACCAACAGCGGAAACGAUCCAAUCUCAGUAAACAAUUUUACGAUUGAAUUCGGGAAUCAUUUAGUGCCUAUUGUUAGUGGGACUUUUUCAACAAGUGUUGAUUUAAAUUCUCCAAUAGAAGUUUCUAUAGAUGUUAAAAGAAAAGUAAUAUUUUGGAUAGAAGUACCCUGCGUUGAUAACCUGGGAUCGUGCACAUACAAAGAUGUUUGCAUCUUUGGAAUUGCCAAAAACAAACCGUGUCCUCCGAUUUUAAACGAUAAUAAAGUUCCUUGUCGUUGUCCCAUUAAAAAGGGUACUUACAUCAUCCCAGAAUCAAUUGGAUCAUUUUUAGAAAAUACUGCGAUAUACAGUGGUUAUUAUAAAGGAAAUGUCAUUAUUAAAAAUGAUAAACAAAGAUUAGGAUGUUAUGAUAUGACUUUUGAGUUGUAUAACUCUUAAAGUUUUAGUAUUUAUUUUAUUAUACUAAAAUUUAUUAUUGUAGUAUAA